CGGACCAUUGCAUGUUCUGGGCAGCUUGUUUAUUGGGAUAUUUUGGCUUCCUACGUGCUUCCGAGUUCACUGUUCCCAACCUGCCUAGCUUCUCCUCAUCUCUGCACUUGGGAGUUCAGGAUGUUGCGGUGGAUUCACCUUUGGCCCCAUCAUGCAUGCGCAUUAAGAUUAAAGGUUCCAAGACUGAUCCGUUUCGGAAGGGCUGUCUCAUUCACAUCGGCGUUGGUAGGCAUCCAUUGUGUGCAGUGCAUGUUCUUAUGACUUACCUUGUGCUCAGGGGUGAUGCUCCAGGCCCCCUGUUUUUGUUUCAGAGUGGUCAGCCUCCCUCACGUUCUGUGUUGACGGAUUGGCUUCGGCAGAUCAUGGUCUCUGCCAGGAUUCCCGGUAACUUCUCGAGCCAUAGCUUUCGUAUAGGGGCUCCUACUGUUGCUGCUCGCAACAGAGUACCGGAUCAUUUGAUUCAGUCCAUGGGCCGCUGGUCAAGCAAUGCCUAUCAGCUCUACGUUAGGGCCCUUUCAGAUGCCUUAGCUGCCCUCUCUAAAAUAUUGGCUUGAGGAAAGUAUUUGCGCUGCCUGGAACGCCUUUUGGAGCUUAUCUCUGGUUACUGUAGCAUUAUGUUCCUGGGUCUUUCUUUUGGACUUGCAGUCCACCAUGGCUAGCUUCCUAGGUAUGUGUUUAUUUUGCAUUUGCCCAUUAUAACAGCUGAUUGGUGCUUGGGGGUAGUUUUGGGGGAUCGGAGGUACCAUAUCACCCUGUCCUCAGGUCCCUCCUUUCUCCAAGCACCAGGAGAAGGGUUUCAUCUGGGUGGUUCCUGCUUUCCAGGGUUGCCAUGGAUACCUCCUAGGGGCUUAUGGCUUUGGCACCCCGCUAACCUUUAAGGCACCAGUUCCCAAGCUCAUCUAUUUGUGAUGAGUUUAAAUGUGGCUAAAUAUCAUUUA
Messenger RNA from Orbicella faveolata, 938 nucleotides. RefSeq lists its product as uncharacterized. The record is from RefSeq and is a predicted model, not a curated record. Gene Ontology annotation, biological process: DNA recombination; DNA integration. Gene Ontology annotation, molecular function: DNA binding. NCBI's taxonomy places the organism in Eukaryota, Metazoa, Cnidaria, Anthozoa, Scleractinia, Merulinidae.